AUGACAUCCGUGAACCCUUCCUCGCCGAGCCUGCAUUCAGAUCAAGAUUUAGAUGACUCCAGGGAUUCCACCUCUUCCGGGUUUUCCAGCACAGUUAUACCGAAAUACGUUUCAAGUCAUUUGACUGAUGCGCCUUCAAAGAAUGACUGCAAAGUCGCCGCAGUGACAUCCCAUGGUGUUGAAGAUAUUCUAUCAGAUGGUGUUAAUUACAGUGCUAGUGAUAAUGUGUUUUCGGAUUGUAAAACAGAAGUGUUGCCCUCAUUACCUCAUUCAUUUGUGCAAGACGAAUCGAUGUACAACUCAAGAGAUUCGACAGGAUUUAGUAUUCACGAUAUACUGGGACUGAAUCAGUCAUACCAGGUUGUUAAUACGCAAGAAGACAUGGAGCCUAGAUACGACUAUCAGAUCGCAAAUUACGAGACUAUUAGCAACAGCCCCAAUAAGAACUAUGGAUCUGGAACUGAUGAGUUGGUUUCCGACGAUUGUAUAGACAAGGCCGAUAACAUGUUCACAUCUGCUUCAAUACCAGUCGUGAACCAAGUCGCUUACAACAGAAACUAUGCAGCUAAUGAACCUGUUAGAUAUCAUUCUCGAAGCGGUCUAGACAAUGAUAUUGCUAAAGAUCCUGGAAAAGAAGUUAACUUGAAUGAAUCCAGUUUUCCCGGUCAGACAUCCACAUGGAAUUCUAAAUCUUCAUCGAGUAGUUCAAUUCUAAGAAACUCAUCAUUAUCCAACGAUAUGUCGACUGAUUCAUCGCCCUACCAAAAGGGUUUUACCAAACGUGCUCGAACUGCUUAUACAAGUUCACAGCUGGUUGAAUUAGAAAAUGAAUUUCAUCAGAAUCGAUACCUGUGUCGACCAAGACGGAUAGAACUUGCAACAUAUUUGCAACUAUCUGAACGACAAAUAAAGAUAUGGUUCCAAAAUCGCCGGAUGAAAUACAAAAAAGAUAACAAACACAAUAAGCCGUCGUCGUCGGUGGACGAUAGCAGCCCCUCGAGCUCUAAGGAAUUAUCGCCAACUCAAGACCACAAGAUGAGUCACGGAAGAAGCUGUAGCGGCCACGAUAGACAUCGACGACUUCUAACUGACAGCCACGCGAGUCACAAAGUGUACCAUUCCUCCAGCGAGACUAUGUCAAGACCUCCAGACUACGCAUCAGUAGGUAAUCUAAAAUCCGUCAUCAAAGGUCCUCAAAGUACUAUCGAGUUGCCGUCGUACACUCCAAAUCUGAGUUAUUCAUCGUAUUACACCGCAGGAACUGGCAGGCCUACUUACUCACCCAUGUCUGAGGUUUAUCGGUACACGACUGAUGAGUCAUUGCAGCCGAAUUCUAACUCGUUGUCAACGCUCGCUUCAGAUAGCUACGUUCCGAACGGUGUCAACUUGAAACUAAAUGACGAUUUGAAUAGAUACGCAGCAGGAUCCGCUUACUACAGUCCGUUAUCGUCGAGCCUGGUGAUGCAUCCUCCAACAUCGGACUCGUAUGGAUUUAGUUCUUCAAUUUCAUCCGUACCGGCACCGACAUACGAAGAUGCCAGUCUUCAACCAAGGUCUUCAACUUUGCCAUUGACAACGGACCCGUACUUCUCAUACUUAACGGCGGCCCCUGAAGCAACUAGUCACUCAUCAACUCCUAGCAGCAAGUAUUCUUCUUACAUAUCUUUAUGA
Molecule: messenger RNA, 1671 nt
Organism: Ostrinia nubilalis (European corn borer)
Lineage: Eukaryota; Metazoa; Arthropoda; Insecta; Lepidoptera; Crambidae
Gene: zen
Product: homeobox protein 10-like
Exons: 3
Coding region: 1-1671 (556 amino acids)
Biological process (GO): regulation of transcription by RNA polymerase II
Cellular component (GO): nucleus
Molecular function (GO): RNA polymerase II cis-regulatory region sequence-specific DNA binding; DNA-binding transcription factor activity, RNA polymerase II-specific
Source: RefSeq, a predicted model, not a curated record